UGUUUUAUCUGCACAUAACAAAUUGAUUAGCAGCAUCUUUUUUUUUGGUUUCCCAUUAAUGUAGUCCCUUGGGUCCUAAUUACUUGAAGCAUUUAUUUUUCUAUUUGCUGAAGGCUUGGAGAAUAAUUUGACUAGGCUACAAGCUAUUGAUUGGGUUAAUUUGUCAAAAAUGAUUCUCAGCCUAGGUAAUUAAUUUCCUUUUUGUUGGCUUUAUAUCUUAUAUGGUGCAUUUAGUUUUGUAAGGAAAAUGGACAUUUAUAGUAUCACAUGGUCUUAUCAUACAUAGAUUAUACCGUACCUGCUCUUUGGGUGUAAAGAUAACCUUCAUGGGUGAUGGUCUCCCAAAGAUCGAGGUUUUUCCAGACUAUUUUGCAGCUUCAACACCAACUGGUGGUUGCAUUGAGAAAAACAACUCUACUAAUUCACAGCCAAUAACUGAAUAUUCCUUGAGGUCCCGUGGUCAUUUUUGGAGUCGAAAAUUAAUCAGUGCUGCAGCUAUGUUAAACUUUUUCGGUAGACAAGGGUUUCAAUGGGGAACUGGAACCAGUGAUAAGGUUGAACUAACUACUGCGGAGGUCAAAUCUUUUCAAUCAGAGAUUGCUGAUUUAGAGGAAAGAGAAGCCCAUCUGAGAGCUCAGUUGGAACAUCUUGAUGAACUUUUGAGGUCUGCGCGUCUGUCUGGCUAUUUGUUUAUUCGAAGUAGAUGGACGGCAUUACCAGGAGAACCUCCUAUAAUUGAUUCUGAUGUUGAUGAUUGGCUUCCACGUUUUGUCGUUCUUCAUGGCGGAUGUAUCUUCUUAUAUUUACUAUCUACAGAUCUGAGUCCUCAAGACUCAACCCUACUAUCUGAUAUUGUGGAAGUAGGCCCACUGCCAAGUUUUGUCCAGGAAGAUGAGCAGACACGAUAUUCGUUUUAUAUUUCAACUUGUCAUGGACUGAGAUAUGAAUGCUCAAGUCAUUCUGAAAUUCAGAGCUCGAAUACCACACUAAUCAUAGCACGGAAAAGUGGAUUUCGUCAACAGAGAGAGACCCAAUAUGGCCACGGAGACCACAGAAACCUCUUAUAUAUCAAAUUGAAAUCCUCACUCCGGUGUCUGGUGUACGGUUCUGUAGCACACUUGCACGGCCUUUUCACUAAACACAAUUUGUAUUUCUCGAGACCCAGAGCUCGGGAGGCGCUGUCUCUGGUUUACCAUAAGCUUCAGCAAUCGAAGAUGAGCUCCCAGAUCUGCAAGUCUGCUGUCUCGAAGUCUCUGAGGGCACUCAUUUCUGCCUCGAAAAGCUCUCCCGUUUUCGCCGAGGGGCGAGCUGUAGCAGCAGCAGCAACCUCAUUGAGAGGAAAGUUGCCUUCUUCUGCUUCAUUUUACGGGAGAGCAAAUUGCCAUAAUGCAUCUAGAGGAUGGGUUUCAGGAGCCCUAGCCCUUCCAGCAGCAGUUUAUAUGCUCCAGGAACAGGAGGCACAUGCUGCUGAGAUGGAACGCACUUUUAUUGCAAUUAAACCUGAUGGAGUGCAGCGGGGACUGAUUGCAGAAAUUAUAUCACGCUUUGAGCGUAAAGGGUAUAAGCUUGUGGCUAUUAAGUUAGUGAUCCCUUCCAAGGAAUUUGCUCAGAAGCAUUACCAUGACCUUAAGGAAAGACCUUUCUUUAAUGGUCUGUGUGACUUCCUUAGCUCUGGUCCUGUCCUUGCCAUGGUUUGGGAAGGAGAGGGAGUCAUAAAAUAUGGUCGUAAACUUAUUGGAGCCACAGAUCCACAAAAAUCCGAGCCAGGGACCAUCAGAGGUGAUCUUGCAGUUGUUGUUGGAAGAAAUAUCAUUCAUGGGAGUGAUGGACUUGAAACUGCUAAGGAUGAAAUCAAUCUUUGGUUCAAGCCAGAGGAGUUGGUUAGUUACACAAGCAAUGCAGAGAAGUGGGUCUAUGGAGUCAACUGAUCAUUGAUAACCUUAUUCUUGUUCCUUUUCCUUUACUGCCUCUGUUACUACUAAUUUGGUGAAAUAUGGUAUUACGCCCUCUGGCAGUUGGUCCUCAGGAUCAGAUGGGUUAGAGAGUGAAAUUUGUGCAUGAGUAUCAGAAUAAAAAUGAUUUUGUAGAGGUGAGCGACUCUGCGGCUCUCCUUUUCCGAGAAAUCUGAAACUGAAAAUAUGGCAAUAAUUCAGUAUAAUUAUGUGGUCACUUUGAGAGUUAGAUAUAUGGGGAAUUCCUUGGA
Telopea speciosissima is the source of this 2203-nucleotide messenger RNA. RefSeq lists its product as uncharacterized. The record is from RefSeq and is a predicted model, not a curated record. Gene Ontology annotation, molecular function: nucleoside diphosphate kinase activity. Bases 327 to 1928 code for a protein of 533 amino acids. NCBI's taxonomy places the organism in Eukaryota, Viridiplantae, Streptophyta, Magnoliopsida, Proteales, Proteaceae. Gene Ontology annotation, biological process: UTP biosynthetic process; GTP biosynthetic process; CTP biosynthetic process. The transcript has 13 exons.